AUGCCGUCCCUUCAAGAGAGCAAAUUGGCCUUCAUUGGCGGUGGCAACAUGGCCUCCGCCAUCAUUGGUGGUCUGCUGAGCAAAGGCGUGAACAAGCAGAACAUCUGUGUCUCCGAGCCGUGGGAUGUCAACCGCGAGAAGAUGGCCGCCCUCGGAGUGCGCACCACCACUUCCAAUGUCGAGGCUGGAGGUGAUGCCGAUUUGGUCAUCAUUGCCGUCAAGCCCCAAGUUACCAAGGGUGUGUGUGAGGAGCUCGGCGGUGCUUGGUCACCCCGCGCCACUUUGCCCGUGGUCGUCAGCAUUGCUGCGGGCAUUACCCUUGAUAGCUUGAAGGAAUGGUUGACGACGAGCGAUAGCCGUACAGCUCAUAUUGUUCGCGUGAUGCCCAACACCCCUGCCCUUGUUGGUGAGGGUGCGUCGGGUGCUUUCGCCAGCGCGAGUGUCACAUCGGAUGAGAAAGAGCUUGUCAAUGCUAUGCUCGGAAGCGUAAGCAAGGCCACCGAGUGGGUGGACCGCGAGGAACUUCUUGAUGUCGUCACAGGUCUGUCUGGAUCUGGACCUGCCUACUUCUUUGCCAUGGUUGAGCACCUGGUUGCAAGUGCAACCGCUCUGGGCCUCCCCGAAGAGCAAGCCACUCGAUUGGCUACACAGACAUGUCUUGGUGCUGGCAAGAUGUUGACUGAGAGCCCCGACAGCCCUGCCCAGCUGCGUAAGAAUGUGACUAGUCCCAACGGCACCACAUACGCUGCCCUCAUGACAUUCGAAUCCCUCAACUUUAAAGAGAUCGUCGACAAGUCUGUCCAGGCUGCCACUGCCCGGUCUGCUGAGCUCGGAAAUCCCGGCGAUGACAACUCUGCGGCCUCUUUCGAGAAGACCCUAUCCACGCUCUCGACUAAGAUUGCCCAGGCCACAGCGCGACUCGAUCAACAACGUCAGUCUUCCCGGCGCAUCAAGGCUCUCUGGACCCUCUACUCGACAUUUGCAUACCUAUUCUACUCAAUAAUCCUCGCCCUUAUACUGGGAUGGGAGAGCUGGGGAGUCAAGGAAUAUGCAGCCAUAGCAGGCGGGCCGGUCCUGAUUUACGGCGUACGCAACCUGAGCUCCAAAAUAUUCGAUUACCGAAUUUCUCGUAUUCAACGCCGCCUCGAUGACCUCCAGAAACAGCGCGAGGAGACAAUCGAAAAGCUCAAGGUCGCAACCAAGUAUAACUCCACUCAGCAACUGCUAGAGAAGUACGGCGGCGAAUCCCCAAAACCAUCACCGGGUCCAAAGGGACAGGAUGACAAACAUCCGGCUGCUCAGCAGCAACAGCAUGUGGCCCGCACUGGUCUCCAGCCACCGCCCACUGCCAACAUCCGCCGUCCUCCCUCUGCACCGCAAACCCCGAACGACCCGCCAUUCCCCAGUCCCCCUUCUCCUCCUCUCGAGCUAUCGCAGAUCCCGCAAACCCCACAGCAGCCUGCUUUCCCAUCCCCUUUCCCUCCCCAAACACCCACCGAUCAACCCGGCUUUGCACCGAACGCAUUCACUCAAAACGGUGAAUACAUUGAACAACCACACUGGUACGACCGCCUUUUGGACGUUCUGCUGGGAGAAGAUGAAACACAACCCCGCAACCGGAUGGUAAUGAUCUGCACCGCGUGCCGACUCGUGAACGGCCAGGCACCCCCUGGGAUCAAGACACCAGAGGAGCUCGGCCGCUGGCGAUGCGGCAGCUGUGGAGCUUGGAACGGCGUAGAAAGCGAGACAACGAAGAUCCUCAGCAGUCUGCGUCAAGAUGCUGUGCCAGCUGAGGGUACUUCGGAGCCUGUGUUGAACGCAGAGACGGAUACCCCGUCCUCCGAGGGCAUUGAAGAGGGCGUCACUAUGGCCUCAAAUGAGGAGGAACAAGUGGACUCCAUUGGCUCCGAUGCGGAGGAGCGAACAGAAGAGGAGCCUCAGCCUGUCCCUGUGCGGCGGUCCAAGCGCGGCGCUAAGGGAGACAAGGCACAGCAGUAG
Molecule: messenger RNA, 1998 nt
Organism: Penicillium coprophilum
Lineage: Eukaryota; Fungi; Ascomycota; Eurotiomycetes; Eurotiales; Aspergillaceae
Product: Pyrroline-5-carboxylate reductase
Exons: 4
Coding region: 1-1998 (665 amino acids)
Biological process (GO): L-proline biosynthetic process
Molecular function (GO): pyrroline-5-carboxylate reductase activity
Source: RefSeq, a predicted model, not a curated record